AAUUCAUUUCUUCAGAGGGGGCUUACAGUGUUUUCAUUGAAGAUGCAGUUCAUGCUUCUGUUCAGUCGACAAGGGAAGCUCAGGCUUCAGAAAUGGUACGUGCCUUUGUCUGAUAAGGAGAAAAAGAAGAUUACCAGAGAGUUGGUGCAGACGGUCCUGGCUCGAAAGCCUAAAAUGUGCAGCUUUCUUGAGUGGAGGGACCUCAAGGUUGUGUACAAGAGAUAUGCCAGCCUGUACUUCUGCUGUGCCAUCGAGGACCAGGACAACGAGCUCAUCACACUGGAGAUCAUCCACAGAUACGUGGAGCUGCUGGAUAAAUACUUUGGCAGUGUGUGCGAGUUAGACAUUAUUUUCAACUUUGAGAAGGCCUACUUCAUUCUGGAUGAGUUCUUGCUGGGUGGGGAAGCUCAGGAGACAUCCAAAAAGAAUGUUUUGAAGGCCAUUGAGCAGGCUGACCUGCUACAGGAGGACGCAGAGACUCCGCGCAGUGUACUGGAGGAAAUUGGACUGACAUAAAAUGGCCCUCGUCAUCACCAUCCACUCACUACAAACUCCUUCCUUUGCCAGCUACUCUGCUGUAUGUUUCCGAUACCAACCCCAGUUCACAUUUUAGCACAUGCACGCUCACAAUCACACACACAUGCAUGGUUUUCUUCUGCAUCUGUGCUCCGCAACUUUCCACAACGAUGCUUUUGUUGUCUCCUUUUAUAUUCGGUGACAAACAAUGUAGCACUGUUUGUCUAUUUUCUACUGAGUUAUAUGUUUGUCCAGUAUAUUGACAGUAACUGUUAUUGUACCAAGGGAAAACGCAGCAUAAUUAAGUUAUUUUUUUGCUGCUUUUCAGUCCACAUCAUAUGGUCUGUGGUCCACAGGAAGAUGCUGUACUGAGUUAACUACUUGAUUUAGAUUUGACCAGAUUUAAUCACUGUAUUCUUUGAAAUAGAUUUCAUGAUUUCAGAAGUAUUUAUGAAUUACAAA
Messenger RNA from Scomber japonicus (chub mackerel), 978 nucleotides. RefSeq names its product AP-1 complex subunit sigma-2. The coding region runs from base 43 to 516 and encodes 157 amino acids. Gene Ontology annotation, molecular function: clathrin-cargo adaptor activity. Gene Ontology annotation, biological process: vesicle-mediated transport; intracellular protein transport. The transcript has 5 exons. Gene Ontology annotation, cellular component: membrane coat; AP-1 adaptor complex; intracellular membrane-bounded organelle. Lineage: Eukaryota; Metazoa; Chordata; Actinopteri; Scombriformes; Scombridae. The record is from RefSeq and is a predicted model, not a curated record.